AUGGCGGCUAAGCCUCUGACGGUCAUGGCAGCAGCUGCUGCGGGCGCCUGGCUUUGCAGCGAGGCCUUUGUGCCUGGCGUGCAGCGGACCACUCAGGCUCAGGCACCGGCGACCCACCUCCGCAGCGGCGCGCGCGCCCAGGCCGAAGGCUCCUCCAGCCUGGCGACCACCGCCGGCGCGGCACUGCUUGUGGCCGGCGCCUGCGCCGCGCGCAGCCGCAGGGUCUCCACCACGGUCUGCAAGGCCUUCGAGAACGAACUGGGCGUCACGAUGCCCAUGAAGUACUUCGACCCACUGGGCAUGGCCAAGGACGACGAUGCCGAAGACUUCCGCCGCCGCCGAUCGUCGGAGAUCAAGAACGGACGCGUAGCUAUGCUGGCCACCCUGGGUUACAUCGUCCCGGA
Messenger RNA from Symbiodinium pilosum, 404 nucleotides. NCBI's taxonomy places the organism in Eukaryota, Dinophyceae, Suessiales, Symbiodiniaceae. The record is from the annotation of a GenBank genome assembly.